AUGAAGACGGAGUUCAACACUCGUUAUGGACAAUACGAGUUUGAAGUCAUGCCAUUUGGAUUAACCAACGCACCGGCGGCGUUCAUGCGGCUAAUGAAUGAAGUGUUUCACGACUACCUGGACAGCUUCGUGAUCAUCUUCAUCGACGACAUUCUAAUCUAUUCCAAGACCAAGGAGGAACAUCAACGACACUUGAAGAAAGUUUUGGAAAGAUUAAGAGGUCAAAAACUCUAUGCAAAGUUUAGCAAAUGUUGUUUCUGGAAACGGGAGAUAGGUUUCUUAGGACAUCGGAUUUCUGAACAAGGCGUAUCAGCAGAUUCGGAGAAGAUUGAAGUGAUCAAGGAGUGGCCGACACCAACCAAUGCAACAGAAGUGAGAAGUUUCCUUGGAUUGGCGGCCUACUAUCGGAAAUUUGUCAAUGGAUUCUCAUCCAUAGCCAAACCCAUGACAAAGCUAACCGGAAAAAAGGAGUUCCCUUUGUAUGGAGUGAAGAAGCGGAGGGAGCAUUCAACAAACUUAAGGAAGCAUUAA
Microthlaspi erraticum is the source of this 531-nucleotide messenger RNA. The record is from the annotation of a GenBank genome assembly. Lineage: Eukaryota; Viridiplantae; Streptophyta; Magnoliopsida; Brassicales; Brassicaceae.